This is a messenger RNA of Triplophysa rosa, 2261 nucleotides long. It is a transcript of the gene hnrpkl, whose product is annotated as heterogeneous nuclear ribonucleoprotein K, like. NCBI's taxonomy places the organism in Eukaryota, Metazoa, Chordata, Actinopteri, Cypriniformes, Nemacheilidae. The record is from RefSeq and is a predicted model, not a curated record. The coding region runs from base 140 to 1450 and encodes 436 amino acids. Gene Ontology annotation, biological process: regulation of mRNA splicing, via spliceosome; regulation of transcription by RNA polymerase II. The transcript has 16 exons. Gene Ontology annotation, molecular function: mRNA binding. Gene Ontology annotation, cellular component: nucleus; cytoplasm.
AAAACAAUGCACGUAAACCUACAACGAAAUCAAGGUAGAAGGUGCAGAAAAUUUCGGCCGAAAACUGGUGUGACGGGAGGGCAUCCUGCAGUUAGCCGUCGAGGACAGCCUUUUCCAGUUUCACUGCUGGCUGAAGACAAUGGAGACAGAAAUUAAGCAGGAGGAAGACGAGACCACAUUUAGCAACACUGACACUAACGGCAAACGCCCCGCUGAGGACAUGGAUGAGGAACAGGCCUUUAAACGCUCUCGCAACACUGAUGAAAUGGUGGAGCUCAGGGUGCUUCUUCAAAGCAAAAAUGCGGGGGCUGUGAUUGGAAAAGGAGGAAAGAACAUUAAAGCCUUGCGCACAGAUUACAAUGCCAGUGUAUCAGUCCCAGACAGCAGUGGCCCAGAGCGCAUCCUGAGCGUGAGUGCAGAUAUAGAGACUAUUGGUGAGAUUCUGCUCAAGAUCAUCCCUACCCUGGAGGAGUAUCAGCACUAUAGCGGCACUGACUUUGACUGCGAGCUGCGUCUGCUGAUUCAUCAGAGUUUGGCCGGAGGCAUUAUUGGAGUCAAAGGUGCCAAGAUUAAGGAACUGAGGGAGAACACUCAGACUACCAUCAAGCUGUUCCAGGAGUGCUGCCCCCAUUCUACUGACCGCGUGGUGUUAGUGGGGGGUAAACCUCAGCGUGUGGUCGAAUGCAUCAAGGUUAUUCUGGAGCUGAUUUCUGAGGCUCCCAUUAAGGGUCGAGCCCAGCCCUAUGACCCAAACUUUUAUGAUGAGACCUAUGACUAUGGCGGCUUUACUAUGAUGUAUGAGGAGAGGGGUCGACGGCCUAUGGGGGGGUUCCCAAUGCGGGGCAGGGGAGGGUUCGAUCGCAUGCCACCCGGCCGGGGUGGUCGUCCCAUGCCUCCCUCCAGACGAGAUUAUGAUGACGUGAGCCCGCGCCGUGGACCACCUCCACCCCCACCAGGAAGAGGAGGACGUGGGGGUAGCAGGGCCCGAAAUCUGCCUCUACCCCCACCGCCACCCCCUAGAGGAGGAGGUGAUCGAUUUUCCCACCAGAGCUAUCACAGCAAUAUGGACGACAGACCAAACAGUGACCGAAGGGGGCGACCAGGAGACCGCUAUGAGAGCAUGAGUGGAGGUGGAUAUGACAAUAAUUCUUCCUGGGAGCCCUUCCAAUCUGGUAUGUCAGGUGGUCGAGGCUCUUACAGCGACAUCGGUGGUCCUGUCAUCACAACACAAGUGACCAUCCCCAAAGAUUUGGCCGGCUCCAUCAUUGGGAAAGGCGGGCAGAGGAUUAAGCAGAUCCGUCAUGAGUCGGGAGCAUCUAUCAAAAUCGAUGAGCCUCUAGAGGGCUCAGAGGACAGAAUCAUUACCAUCACAGGCACACAGGACCAGAUUCAGAACGCCCAGUAUCUACUACAGAACAGUGUGAAGCAGUACUCCGGUCGGUUCUUCUAGAGUGGAGAUUGAAGCCAAACUGCCAUACCCAUUUACUUCAGAGCCUACAUUCCUCUGCUUCUUGGGUAGAUGUGCUCCCUGACAUUUCUCCUAACACUUUUUUUAAAAAGAAAAAUUUGAGGGAAAGUUUUCUCAAAAGCAAGUGGAUCCUCUUAGUGUUUUCUUUCAGCACACUUUUCCAAGAUUGAUUGUAUUGUUUUUGUAAGUCGAGGGAGCCCAUCUGUAAUGUCCGCUGUUGGCCUUACCAGAGCCCUAUGCUUAGUCUGUGCAACAUGCAGAAUGUAAUAGUGUUUACUUUUUUUUUUAGAAUGAAUUUAUCAUCCCGUUUUUUUUUUUUGCUCUUACUGAUAAGGCUGUUUUGUUUAAUGUAAAUAUUCAGUUCAUCUCUAAAAGUUUCAAUAUCAGAACAAUUUUAUUUAAAGAAGAAACCUAUUUUGAGGGGAAAUGAGGGUGUUGAGGGUGAGAAAAUGAUUGAUUGCAAAGUUUUUUUUUAAUUGCUAGUUUUCUCAACCCGAUUUUCAAAUUGACAUAGCUUCAGGAGUUGGAUUGUCCGAGUGUACUCCAUCCAAAGUGGGAUCCGUUUAAUCUUGCUGGCGCUUGUUUUGUAUGUCUGUUUGUAAGCAUUUUUACCAUUUUAGAUGGAUCUUUCUAGACACCUUUCACUCCACAGUUGGAGGGAAAAUAAAAGCUUCUCUGUAAAAAAUUGUGGCAGGUCUCUUCCAUGUUCUCGUAACGUUUUCUCUGUCCCUCUGGUGUCUUUGUAGAAUGUGCUGCAAAUCUAAAAAUAAAGUCUGUGCCACCUUUUAGUAAA